GAUGAGCGACCCCAUAGACAAGCCUAUCAAGCAGGCAGCGGACGAACUCGACUCGGGAUCUCCUGAUAAGCAAGACCCACAAGCAAAGCGAAGAGACUCUGGGGAUCUUGGAGAGGAAAGAGAUUAUACCAACCCCAAUCGGUAUUGGUUCGAGUCGACAGCAUGUCCUCUCAUUGCCGGCACAUUCGGCCCUAUGGCCUCUGCCUUUUCGAUAUGCGCCUUGUCCUCCAGUUGGAGAGUCUACAUACCACCCGGGGGUACCGNNUUACUCGCGAUCAAUGCAAUCUCUCUGGCUCUUGCUCUCAUCGCAAACGGAUCUUUGCUGCUCAAUAUGACCCAUCGGUUGCGAUUCUCGAUAGCCCAACCCAUUACAAUCGUUGGCUUCACUAUCUCUUCUGGACUCCUGAUUGCGGAUCUUAUUGCUCUGACUGUGUCGCAUACCUAUCAACUACCUACAGACUCUCCUGCCGCACCUGCUGCUCAUCAUGCUUUGACGUCAGCGUUCUACUAUGCAAUCAUGGCUGCUGCCAUAUAUCUCAUCAUCUCCGCUCUGAUGUGUUUGACUGUUUAUGGUGCUUGGAAAGGGCACUAUGCAAGACAAUUUCGACUGACUGCUGCACAACGGACUCUGAUGUUGCAGACAAUGAGCUUCUUCACCUAUCUCCUACUCGGUGCUCUGGUGUUCAGCCACAUCGAGAAAUGGGAAUAUCUGGACGCCGUAUACUGGGCAGAUGUGACGCUGCUCACAGUCGGUCUUGGAGAUUUCUCGUACACGCAUUCCGGUCGAUCUCUAUUUAUCCCGUACGCCAUCGGUGGCAUCGUCAUCCUCGGUCUCGUCGUCGGCUCCAUCCGAACACUAGUUCUCGAACGAGGUCAGAAGAAGAUAUCCGCCAGAAUGAUGGAGAAAAAGCGUCUUCGAGCCGUCAAUAGUGUUGGCGAUGGCAGACAACGAAUGCGCGUCAGCCGAUUCCAAACCAUGAAGUUCGUCGAGAGCUACACAAAUGCUGCUCAGAAGAGAGAACAAGAGUUCAAGGCGAUGAGACGGGUACAAGAGUGUGCUGAGAGAGAUCGCAAAUGGAUUGCCUUGUUCGUAUCCACGACGGCUGCUUUUGCACUCUGGCUAGCCGGUUCUGCUAUUUUCCAUGUUGCAGAGAAAGAGCAGGGAUGGACUUACUUCCAGACUAUGUACUUUUCCUAUGCGUGUCUACUUACGGUAAGUCAAGGCUACGUCGAUAUCAAGUCGACGAUACGACUAUAUGAUGUCUGGGCUGUGCUAACAUUUCUGGUGUUCGUAAGANUUGGUUACGGAGACUUUACCCCAACGUCGAACUCUAGCAAAGCCUUCUUCAUCCUUUGGUCGCUGCUAGCCGUACCCACUCUUACAAUCCUCAUCUCAGACAUGGGAGAUACAGUGGUUCAACUCUUCUCCAACGUAACAGAAUGGAUUGGCUCUCUGACCGUCCUCCCCUCUGAACAAGGCAUAAGAUCCGCUCUACAGGCCGCGUGGAGCUCUCUCACAGCAACUCACCCUAUUCACCAUAGCCAUCAUGACUUGCAUCCGGGUGGUGUAAGCCAGGCAGAGGGUGCGGGAGCGGAUGAUGAAGACCAACACAUCACCAUCACUGAUCGUAUAGCCGACCGCAUGGCCAAACACCUCGAAGCUGAAGAACUCGAUGACGCUCUAUCUGCCGAACAACAUGGAGACACGCUAGAGCGUGAUAUCCACUUUUUCAACUUUUUGCUUGCACGAGAGACACAACGGCUGUUAAAAGACCUCAACGCCUCACCCCCCAAACGCUACGAAUGGGGCGAAUGGGAAUACUUUCUCAAACUCAUGGCAAAUGACGCCGAUGCCUCCGACCUCUCAGGAGACGUUCUAGUUCCUGAAGAAUUGCGAUUGCCAGAAACCAGAGAAGAGUGGAAGCAAAAACACAUUGAUCAUAGGUGGUCAUGGCUAAGCAGAGCCAGCCCAUUGAUGGGACAUCAAUCAGAGACUGAAUGGAUAUUGGAGAGGCUAGGUGCUUGUUUGGAGAGGGAGUUGAGGGAAAGCAGAUUGUUGCCGUAUCGGACGAGGGAAGAGAGGAGGAAGCCGCCGGUGAGUAUGGCGGAUAUGAUUAGGAGGGGCAGGAACAAGCAACAAGGCGAUGAUGAUGCU
Messenger RNA from Aureobasidium uvarum, 2155 nucleotides. NCBI's taxonomy places the organism in Eukaryota, Fungi, Ascomycota, Dothideomycetes, Dothideales, Saccotheciaceae. The record is from the annotation of a GenBank genome assembly.